AUGCUUUCUGUCGCUCAGACGCUACGGCGCCUAUUAGAGGCCGAGGGCGCGAUCAUUCAUCCUUCGUUAAGGGCCCUUCCCCUUUCCAAGAUGGGGGGUGGGAUGGGGAUGAUUGCGAGUGAGCGAAUCGAAUCAACCACGACGCUUGCGAUUUUACCAUCGAUGAGCCUGUUAACUAUUCAAAAGGCGCGAUGGCAUCUUGCCCUUGCCGAGAUCGCUUUGCAGGGGUUCACUAAGCAUACGAAGGAGAGUGUGAGUAGUUUGCGAAGAGAGCAGAGACAGGGUUUUACCGCGAUGCAGUCGAAUUUUUUUCACAUGAUCGACAAUAAAGAGGAUGAGGAAUCUAAUGUUAGUUCUAAAUGUCUUGAUGAAUCUUAUUUUCAAGAUCUUGUGCAAGAAACCAUGGAUAAUUUGAAGGAGCAACUCAGCCCCACGGAAACGAUGACGAGCUAUAUCGUGCUGAUGGCAUCGCUCUACCGAAAUGUUAACAGUAAAAAUACCAUAGUGGGUACGACUCUAAAAUUUAAGGAGGAAACUAAUACAAUAAAUUCAGAAAGAUGCAAUGAUGAUUCCUCAGUAGAUAAUAGCAAGAAUAAUUCUAUAUCUACUCCUAGAUUUUGCAAUACUAGCGAAAAUGCGUGGAUGCGAGACUGGAUGAAUGUUCUGCCUGGUGCCUAUGAUAACCUCCUCGAGCUUUCCAACGGAUUUGAUACGAGGUUGAAUACGACCGAUAAUUAUUUACAGGGGUUUAAUAAAUUAUCCUCAGAAAAAUCAGAUUUGCAAAUCAGUCCUCUGUGGUUUGCACGGCAUCGCGCGAAGGUUGCAUAUGAACAGGCUGAAUUUGUUAAGCGAUACCAGCACUGCCUUGACGUCUUACUCUGCCUAAAAGAGCUCCCAAUCGGUGUUAAUGAGGAGUAUAAUGAGGCAUUUUUAACAAGAGAUAAUCAUAAUCAUUAUAGUAAUAAUUGUAAAGGGAAAUUGUUUGCCUUCGCACAGAAGGGCGUUUCCUGCACCUUAGAUCAAUUUUUAUGGGCUUUUAACACUCUUAUGAGCCGUGGGUUUGCCUUUGAGGAGGAGGUGUGGGUUAUGAUGCCAUGGGUGGAUUACUUCAACUACGCUCUACACGCUAAUUGCACAAUGUAUGCCCAGCGUUGCAAACACCAUAAAAUAAAUAAUACUAAUGAUAACGAUCCCGAAUGCGAAUUUAGUAUUAGUAGUGACGAUGAAAUCGUUUCCAACCCUUCGGAUUCGUCCGAUUGCUUAAAAAAAGAAGGGUCGGUAGUGCGCUCCUCUCCAACGAAGGGGUGGGAGUACGUUUUUCAGGCAACAUCUUCAAUAGAAGCAGGGGAACAGGUUUGUAUUUCCUACGGAUCUUAUUCUGAUUUUGAAUGCCUCUUAUGGUAUGGCUUUAUUCAACGCCCGUAUUUACUUCCAACCUCUGUGUUACCUUCCGAACCUCCGCGCGAUUUUCAGUCGUUUUUUUUAUUUCCAAAUACCCGAACUGCACAAAUUUUCUUAAGGAAAAUGGGUGUAAAUGUUGAGGAGUUAUCUCAUCUACAUGCGGCUAUACCUCGUCUUCAGGAAGAAUGCUUCCGCCAGACUACUUUUGAAGGAUUCUGGAAACAUCACAUGGCGUUUUCCACUUCUGAUAAUAAACUUGAAGGAAAGUUCGAAUACAAGAAAUGGAAGUCUGCGCUUCAAAAGGCAUUUGCAUUUGUUUUCUCUCCCUUCCAAGAUGCUGAAGGCGGGUAUUUAGAUCCUCACAAGGGCGCUACGUGGAUAAAUGAGCUCGUGAAUCAUUAUCUCAAUACUCCUCCCAUUUCAAACAUUUUAGCCUUUGGAAACCUUUCUGAUAAAAUUUCAAUCUUUAAGGAUAAAAUUACGUAUUUGGAUAAGGGGUGCCGUUGUUUUGCCGAAUACUUGCAGUUCUUUCUUCGUGGGCAAAUUUCUAAUAGCUUACGAAUCAUUAAUACUGCUAGUUCUCAGAAGUGUACGCUAGGAGUGUUUGGGGCUUCUUUUGCGAUGCAAGAAUGGAUUCAAUGCAUCGCUCGAGAAUGCCGGAAUCAGCUUAAAAGUAAGAAAAAAAAAUUCCACUCUCGGAGCGAAGAAUUAUUAUUAUUAUUGUUGCCUUCCUUACAGGAUGCUAAGUUAUUUGUUCUGCGCGCAAUCGCAUGGAUGGAGCUUUACUCAAAUUAUUCCAGUUAUGAACACUACUUUCAAGCCGAAGGUUCAACAGUAAAUACUAAGGAGAGCUUUACCACCGUAUAUAUGAGCCAUAUAUCCUCAGAUAAUGAGGGUAGGGUUUUUUUUUCAGUGGAAUCCAUGUCUCUAAGGGCUUCUUUAGAUGCAUGGCUUUUAUUGCAAUAUCUUGCGCUGGAGGCUAACGAUGUUGAACUUCUUUCAUAUUUACACUUUGAGAGUGAUUAG
Messenger RNA from Phytomonas sp. Hart1, 2427 nucleotides. NCBI's taxonomy places the organism in Eukaryota, Euglenozoa, Kinetoplastea, Trypanosomatida, Trypanosomatidae. The record is from the annotation of a GenBank genome assembly.